CUCUGAAUGUGGUGGUGGACUUUUACACCCUGUCUAAAUAACCACUGGGGCAUAUCGGUGACUGCAAACAGUGAAAGUCACGCUGGUCUGGUAGGUGCUCCGGUUUAGAAGUUAGGGCGCUUGGAUGCUGAUAAAAGAAAUGUCCUACUGCCGUAAAGAAGGGAAAGACAUAAUAAUAUUCGCGACAGAAGACGAUUUGUCCAGUCCCAGUACGGUCACACUUCUACCGGAUAACCCCAGCGAUGUAGAUACCAGCCAUGAAGGUGCAAUACUUCCGAAUGGAGAUAUAAACUGGGAUUGUCCAUGUCUUGGAAAUCUACCAAAUGGACCUUGUGGCCCCUCAUUUCGUGAAGCUUUCACAUGUUGGGUGGAAAAUCGAGACGACCAAGAUUCUUUUGCGGAAAAAUGUUUUGAUAACUUUUCUAAAUGGGAAGAUUGUUUAUCAGAAAAUAGAGACAUUUAUAAACCAUCAUCUUCAAAGCAAAAUGACAAUGACGAUAAUUUAAAUAUUGAAGCUAAUGCUUUAAAUGAGACUGAAAUUGAGAACUCAAAUGGUUCAGAAACGGUUAAUAUGAAGACCGAAAACAGACCUGCUAUUGCUGCUGCAUAUAUCGGAGAUUCUAAAGAAAAAUGAGUUUAUUUGCGAGAUAAAAAAAACCAUAACGCAAGUUUGAUUGGUAUUUUCUGGAAUACUUUUGUUACAUUUUUUUUAUACGAUUCCACAAGUGAGUGAAUGCUUUCAAAGUGCAGUUUCCCCACUAAGGGCUGUUCUCAUCUAUUAUUAAACAUAACUGAAUUGUGGCCGCUGGGUCCUAAGUGCUUUUCAGCGGUACUCUCACAUGAACAAAUGCUAGUCCAACCUUUUGCGACUACUGCUUCUUUCUAACAAAAUAAUAAAGUCUCAUUACCCAGUUGAAAGAAAAUUAUAUAUUUGAAAAACAACAAA
Styela clava is the source of this 946-nucleotide messenger RNA. Its product is annotated as mitochondrial intermembrane space import and assembly protein 40-like. The record is from RefSeq and is a predicted model, not a curated record. Gene Ontology annotation, molecular function: protein-disulfide reductase activity. Gene Ontology annotation, biological process: protein import into mitochondrial intermembrane space. Gene Ontology annotation, cellular component: mitochondrial intermembrane space. Lineage: Eukaryota; Metazoa; Chordata; Ascidiacea; Stolidobranchia; Styelidae.